This is a messenger RNA of Agrilus planipennis (emerald ash borer), 5789 nucleotides long. RefSeq names its product voltage-dependent calcium channel subunit alpha-2/delta-3-like. Bases 952 to 5673 code for a protein of 1573 amino acids. The record is from RefSeq and is a predicted model, not a curated record. Gene Ontology annotation, molecular function: voltage-gated calcium channel activity. Gene Ontology annotation, cellular component: voltage-gated calcium channel complex. The transcript is spliced from 34 exons. NCBI's taxonomy places the organism in Eukaryota, Metazoa, Arthropoda, Insecta, Coleoptera, Buprestidae.
AUUCCUACAGUUUUUCCCUAAAAUUGUGGUUGCAAAAUCUAGUAUUGCAGCACCAACUUAUUAAUUAUAGAUAUAAUCAGUUUUAAUCCCGUAAUUAAUUACUCUAUUGUACGCGAAAUGUUUUUGUAAUUCUAGUAGACAACCUUUGGAGAAUCACUUAGGUAUUUAAAAAUAAAAUUAACGCACUAAUACAUUACAAUGAGAUAUAGAAAUGACAUUACAUGCAUAAUUAAAAUUACUUAAACUAUUAUACAGCGGCGUAGAUAUUGUAGAACAACGAGGGGAUUAAUAAAUAUGAAUUUACAUAAAUAACAAUUUUUACUAACGUGAUCAUCAGAUUUAAGGCAAAACCAAAUAAAGAAAUCGUAACUUCAUACUUUAAACCAACAACAGCAUAUUCACUUGAAAAUAGCCAUGGUGAUAAAUCAUUUCACAUAAUUAUUUUACUAAUAAUUACUGGGUGUUGCGAAAGUACUACGUUAAUUGGCUAGUAAAAAUAUAUGAAGUAAUGGUACUAACGGUAAAAGUAAUCGUGAGACCCAGCACGAGGGCUGCCAAGGAGGAAAACAAAACAUUGAAUGUAAAAAUGUAUUUUUAUGUGUAUUUCUAUUACAAAACUGAAAUAUAUAUAUUUCUAUAAAGAUUUUUGGGUUUAUAAACCAAUAACCGGUCCGGUGUUCUUUUUCGUGUCUUCCUUUUUAAUUUUGUUUGCUGUACAUAUCUGCCAAAAUUACCUAUUACUGGAUUUUUUAUUUUUAACUACAACUGUUCGAUUAAACAGUAGAGUUGUAGUGAGAUGAAGAGAAUAAUAAAGUGAAAUUAAUUAGGAAGCUUCAUUUUUAAGAUUCCAGCGCGCAAACGCCGGAGAUUUGUGGGGUUUAAGAAUAAGACCUAAAUAAAUUCGAAAUCGUGCUCGCAUGUGUUUGGAAAAAGACUAUAAAACCCUUUAUAAUGCAAAUUCGUGCCUUUUUAUUUGUUUUUUGUUUUGGUGUUUUGUUAAAAAAGUGUUAUAAUUACGAUUUAACACACGCGGAAUUAAGAAACACAUUUAAAUGGUGGGCAGAAACACUAGGUGAAAGGCUAUUUAGUAUGGGAAUGAAAAUAACCAAAAGAAAUAUGGUAGCAGAAAGCUUUGAAGGUACAAGUUUUGUCGAAGAGGAAGGAAUAAACAUUUUAAGAGGCAUUGCAUUGAAUAUGAGGAAAAUGAUGGACGAAAAAGAAAGCGCUGUUCGAAGAAUAAUGGAAGCAGCCGAGGCGUUGUCUCUCGAUCGACAGUCUCCCAUAGAUUCCUCUAGUUCGUAUGAUUAUUAUAAUGCCGAUAAUUUAACAAGUAUUGAACCUAAUGCUACUUUAGAACAAGAACUUCAUGAAAUACGAGCCAAGACAAAGCGCCAUUGGCAGUACAAGGAUUCAGAAUUUAUUGAACACCCGAACGAUCAUUUUAGAAGGCUUCCUAUGGUAAAACAUCCCAGUUUCGAAGAUCCAGUCAAUUUAAAUUAUAGUAUAAUACGAGUUUCAAAAAGUAUAUAUUACAGAGAAAACGACGUCCUUAAUGAUGUACGAUGGUCAGAACCUUUAGAUCUGACAUUUCAAGAGAAUUACAAAAAGGAUCCUACCUUAAUAUGGCAAUAUUUUGCCAGUACAACAGGCUUUAUGAGGCUAUAUCCUGCAGUGAAAUGGUCUGAAGAACAAUACGAUCAAACCUAUGACUAUAGAUUAAGAAAUUGGUACACGGAAGCUAUAACUUCUCCAAAAGAUAUCGUUAUCCUUUUAGACAAAUCGGGAUCGAUGCUUGGUGUACGUAGGGCAAUGGCAAAACACAUUAUUAACAACAUCUUAGACACCCUUGCAGAUAACGACUAUGUUAACAUUUACACAUUUACAAAAUUUACUGAUCCACUAGUUGAUUGUUUUAAUGACACGUUAAUGCAGGCUCAUGAAGAAAAUCUAAGACUGCUUAGGGAAAGUUUGGGAAAAUAUGAAACGCAAUUUGCUGGAAAUAUGACCAUCGCAUUUGAACGAGCUUUCAGUGUUCUGGAAAAGUACAGAGAGAAACGCUAUGCAGAGAAUUCGGUUGGUACUAACUGUAAUCAAGCUAUAAUGCUAAUUACUGAGGGAAUUGAUUACGAUUAUAAGCCUGAGUUAUUUGGAAGAUACAACAACUUAAGGCCAAAUGAGUACUACAGACCAGUUAGGGUCUUUACUUAUUUAAUCGGAACCGAUCAAAAUGAUGCAAGAGAAUUACAGUGGAUUGCUUGCUCGAACAUGGGAUAUUACGUUAACAUCAAUACUCCAUCUGAAAUUCGAGAGAAAGUCUUAAAAUACGUCGAUGUAUUUUCCCGUCCAUUAAAUUUAAACAAAGUAGCAAAGCCAGAUCCGGUUUGGACCGGCACUUACAUUGAUUUGGCCGACAGGAGACUUGCCAAUUGGCUUUGGACAAAAGUUGAAGGAAACAGGCAAAGAGAUAUAUUCUUGGACUAUACAAAAAGGAUGAUAGAGAGAGAAGAAUAUAUGUAUACUUGGGAAGACAAUAUUUUACUCAAAAAAGAUCAUGAUUACGAAAUAUAUAGGACAAAACGGAAUUACACUUAUGUAACGACAGUAUCAUUACCCAUUUACGAUCUAAGACCUAAUCGAUCAAAAGUACUAGGUGCUGCAGCUGUGGACAUUCCAAUUAGUUACAUAAAGGCAAACCUUAUGUCGUAUAGGAUUGGUGUUAAUGGUUACGCCUUUAUUGUCACCAAUAACGGGCUUAUAAUGGUUCACCCUGACCAUAGAACAGAGUUCCAAAACAUCCCUAAACCAACGUUUAACAGAGUGGAUAUUACUGAGGUUGAAUUAAUGGACGAUCAAAGGGGCCCAAGAGAUUUCCAUUACGAAUUAUUAGAGUUACGGAAAAAUAUCGUCAUGAGGAACGAAGGUUAUUCUACCCUUGAUGUGAAAACACACAUCGACGAAAUGGCUCAUGAAGAAAAUCUAAGACUGCUUAGGGAAAGUUUGGGAAAAUAUGAAACGCAAUUUGCUGGAAAUAUGACCAUCGCAUUUGAACGAGCUUUCAGUGUUCUGGAAAAGUACAGAGAGAAACGCUAUGCAGAGAAUUCGGUUGGUACUAACUGUAAUCAAGCUAUAAUGCUAAUUACUGAGGGAAUUGAUUACGAUUAUAAGCCUGAGUUAUUUGGAAGAUACAACAACUUAAGGCCAAAUGAGUACUACAGACCAGUUAGGGUCUUUACUUAUUUAAUCGGAACCGAUCAAAAUGAUGCAAGAGAAUUACAGUGGAUUGCUUGCUCGAACAUGGGAUAUUACGUUAACAUCAAUACUCCAUCUGAAAUUCGAGAGAAAGUCUUAAAAUACGUCGAUGUAUUUUCCCGUCCAUUAAAUUUAAACAAAGUAGCAAAGCCAGAUCCGGUUUGGACCGGCACUUACAUUGAUUUGGCCGACAGGAGACUUGCCAAUUGGCUUUGGACAAAAGUUGAAGGAAACAGGCAAAGAGAUAUAUUCUUGGACUAUACAAAAAGGAUGAUAGAGAGAGAAGAAUAUAUGUAUACUUGGGAAGACAAUAUUUUACUCAAAAAAGAUCAUGAUUACGAAAUAUAUAGGACAAAACGGAAUUACACUUAUGUAACGACAGUAUCAUUACCCAUUUACGAUCUAAGACCUAAUCGAUCAAAAGUACUAGGUGCUGCAGCUGUGGACAUUCCAAUUAGUUACAUAAAGGCAAACCUUAUGUCGUAUAGGAUUGGUGUUAAUGGUUACGCCUUUAUUGUCACCAAUAACGGGCUUAUAAUGGUUCACCCUGACCAUAGAACAGAGUUCCAAAACAUCCCUAAACCAACGUUUAACAGAGUGGAUAUUACUGAGGUUGAAUUAAUGGACGAUCAAAGGGGCCCAAGAGAUUUCCAUUACGAAUUAUUAGAGUUACGGAAAAAUAUCGUCAUGAGGAACGAAGGUUAUUCUACCCUUGAUGUGAAAACACACAUCGACGAAAUGAAAAGAGUUAUAUUUAGCACUCGCCAUUAUUUUUAUACUGGAGUUGGUCCAUUCAGCGUCGUUAUUGCCAUACCAGAUAAAUACGGACUCAAUAGAAUCGAGUACAAAGAAAACGUUUUGCAUAACAUUGAGAAAAAGAUUACCGGGUUAUCAGCAACAACCAAUUGGACAAUUCAUCCUGAAUGGUUGUACUGCAAAAGUUACAGUGACACGGUUGUUUUUGAGAAUCCAGAAGAAGAAUUGCUAUCAGUGAUUCGGAAUAUCAGGAGACCGGGAUGGAAAUGGCCUUCCAAUUGUGAUGAAACGUUAAUGAAUCUUCUCAUAAAUGACGCUAAAGUAACUCAGUGGUUUGAAGAUUACUCAUUUUAUGAAAACGAGAAAGAACUGUUAAAAAAUCACUCAAUUACGGUUAUAUUUUUAGCGACCCAUUCCGGUUUAACGCGAUGGAAAGAAAUAAAACCCGAUUAUCCGCCAUUUCACAAAAUACACAAUAAGGCAAUCGAUGAAGUGUGGUACAAAAGGGCUGUAGAUUAUUAUUACGUGGGUGGACCAAACUUUGUGUAUUCGGUCCCUUUUGAGUCACUAGGAUCAAUUGAAUUAACGUAUGUGCAUGUUAAUUUUUGGUUCUACUUUCUGUUUGUUCUUCAUCCUUUCUGUUUUCUGUUUCCCCUUUCUCUAUACCUAUUAAUGCUACGACCAUUUUUCUUCACACUAUUUUUGUUACCAAAAAAAAAAACAGGAUUUGAUAACACAACACCUGUAACAGCGACUUCGGCUAUAUUUAGAGAAGAACAAUCAAAACAAGCUCCGAUUUCGGUUGUUGGAUAUCAGUUUUACCACAGCGCUUUUUACGACUUAUUUGUCGAAAUAACAAAAAUGUGUGAAGGUCAUCGUUGCAAAGUGACCUGCGGGUCAGAGGAGCUAAACUGCUUCGUUCUUGAUAAUAAUGCUUACAUUGUGGUUAGCGAUGACUUGGAAGAUGCUGGUAACUUUUUUGGAGAUGUACGACCAGACAUCAUGCACGAACUAGUUACUGACGGAAUAUUUAAGAAAACCCAAAUUUUUGAUUACCAAGCCAUUUGCUAUAUUGACAAAAAGAAAGCUACAGAACCGCCAUCGUCAGGAACGCGAUUUGGAAAGUUCUUUGACAAUUUAGGCGCAAUAAUCAAUUGGUUUAUGACAACCAUCGUGUACUUUGCAAAAAUUAUUCUUGGGAAAAAGAAAAUGUACCAAAGUGUCAAAUCGUACACAUUAGGUUACAAUAGGCUACAACUAAACAAAACAGUACCAACACCCUGUGAUCACCAAUUAUGGUUAUUUACUUUAAACAGGACAAGUUACACUGACACUGAACCCGACAUAUUCUUGAACAAAGAAUGUAAAUGGCCGUACAUGGCCCAACCGAUUCCCAAAAGUAACUUGAUUCUUUUGGUUGUUAAUGGUCUAUGCCCCAAGAACACUACACAAGCUUACCAGUACACUCCCGAUCCCAUUGAAAUACCCUACAAUAUUUCCCAUCCCUGUUUCAUUGCCACAAGGAAUAACUUUUACAAGAGACCUUACAUAAAAUGUAUUAAUAGAAAUGAAAAGGAAUUUAAACUUAACUCCUUGGAUCCGGAGAAAUACUGUGGAAAAAUCGACAGCAAGGAUUUAAAAAAGCCUGAUAAGAAAAAGUCAGAUUAAUGAGAGUACUCCGUAGUACAUAUUUGCUGAUUCUUUUAUCAAAAAGUAUCUACUCUUUUAAAAAUUUUAUCGUAAAUUUUUAAUUAGUAUCGUAUCCCCACAUAUGUAUAUUAAUC